AAAUAAAGGCCCAGUCCUGUCCGCGUCCCCUUCCAGUCCGUGUCACGUGUACUCGGUGCAGGCGGAACCAGAGAGCGAUGAGUGCGGAUUCGGCAGUGCGGGAUGACAAUCUGCAGUGCCAAAUUGAUGAAAUUGAAGCACUUUCUUCUAUUUAUGGAGAAGAAUGGUGUACCAUUGAUGAGGCUGCCAGAGUUUUUUGCAUUAAAGUCUCAGAUGGCAUAGAUAAACCAAAAUGGACACUCUGCUUACAGGUAAUUCUUCCUCCGGAUUACCCUGGUGUAUCUCCUCCCAUCUAUCAACUGAAUUCUCCUUGGCUAAGAGGUGCUGAACGUAUGGAACUUUCUAAUAGUUUAGAAGAAAUAUAUGCGCAGAACCUGGGGGAAAGCAUCCUUUACAUGUGGGUGGAGAGGAUCAGGGAAUUCCUUGUGGAGAAAUCUCAAAACACUGACUCAGCAGAGAAUUUAGAACCCGACCAAAGGACAGCAGAGAUUUCUGAAGAUGCCGAAGAGGACAUUGCUGAUGGAUUUCAUGUUCUCGGACCAAUACAGCCUUUAAUUUUAUCUGAUGAGUUAGAAGAUGAGGAAGAGCUACUUAUCAAACAUGGAGAACCAUUCACAGAUAGGCGAAGUACCUUCCAGGCUCACCUUGCUCCAGUGGUAACAACUAAACAGGUGAAACUUGUGCUUAAUAAACUGUAUGAGAAUAAGAAGAUUGCAAAUGCCACCCACAACAUAUAUGCUUACAGAAUAUAUUGUGAGGACAAGCAGACCUUCUUACAAGAUUGUGAAGAUGAUGGAGAAACAGCAGCUGGGGGGAGGCUGCUUCAUUUAUUACAGGCCUUCAACACUUUCCAAAAAAACUUGGGACAGAGGCAAAUUAGAGCCAGUAAUGAGAUUUUGGAUGUGCGCAAUGUGAUGGUGAUUGUGUCCCGAUGGUUUGGAGGCAUUCUGCUUGGCCCUGACCGAUUUAAGCAUAUCAACAACUGUGCAAGAAAUAUUCUUAUGGAUGAAUGCUACAUUGACCCAGUGGAUGAUUCAGCCAAAUCUGCAGACAAGAAAAAGAAACAAAGAGGCAGAAGGGGAAAAUGAAUUGUUUGAUUUACUUGAAGGUUUUCUGUCUUGUUCAUUCUAUGCAACAAUGAAGUAUGAACUCAGUUCUCUUUCUUUGUAAAAUGCAACUGUUUGCCUUGAUUGUUACUUUGCUUUGGUAGGGGCCAUAUCUGCAAUUAUUAAUUAUUGAAUCCAUUUUAGUAUUUUGUUCAAAAACAUGAACUCAGUCUAAUAUGAAUUGUUCAAUCUACUUCUGACUAAUUUUUGUUAGAGGGAAUUAUCAAAUUGUACUAUGAUUGCAUUUUAUUGAAAAAAGAGAACAUUAAAUAAUGUAACUUCUCAUUACAACUCCAGUUUUACAAAAUUAGUACAGUCUCCUACCAAAUUAUGCACAAUGGCUACAUACCAAUUUGGGGAUACUGUACAUGGAAAUUCAUAUAAUUCCCUUUUUUGUCUUGCAAAACACAAUAAAGCUGAAUGUUUGCAGUUUUCCCA
Molecule: messenger RNA, 1544 nt
Organism: Polypterus senegalus (gray bichir)
Lineage: Eukaryota; Metazoa; Chordata; Cladistia; Polypteriformes; Polypteridae
Gene: impact
Product: impact RWD domain protein
Exons: 12
Coding region: 78-1088 (336 amino acids)
Biological process (GO): regulation of translational initiation
Cellular component (GO): cytoplasm
Molecular function (GO): protein binding
Source: RefSeq, a predicted model, not a curated record